AUGCAAUCUACUAUAACAAGUCUAAAUGAAUCGGAUAAUGAUAAUAAGCAAGUUUUUCAAUCAUCAUCUUGUUCUACAUCACAACAAGGUUCAACAAACUCUGAUACUCUUUGUGUUGUAUGUUCGACAAGAAAUCGAGCAUUGGCAUUUGUACCUUGUGGACAUUUUAGUGUAUGCGUGCCGUGUGGUCAUGGUUUGGUAGCAUGUCCAAUUUGUGGAACAAAUAUUAAAGCAUUGUUCAAAGUUUACAGUUGA
Molecule: messenger RNA, 255 nt
Organism: Rotaria sordida
Lineage: Eukaryota; Metazoa; Rotifera; Eurotatoria; Philodinida; Philodinidae
Source: the annotation of a GenBank genome assembly